This is a messenger RNA of Sinocyclocheilus rhinocerous, 1053 nucleotides long. RefSeq names its product GTPase IMAP family member 7-like. The transcript is spliced from 2 exons. NCBI's taxonomy places the organism in Eukaryota, Metazoa, Chordata, Actinopteri, Cypriniformes, Cyprinidae. The record is from RefSeq and is a predicted model, not a curated record. The annotation marks the transcript as partial. Gene Ontology annotation, molecular function: GTP binding.
CUCAGAAAUCUGAGCGUAAUUAAGUGCAGUAAAUAUUGACCUAUUUGGACCGACAACCGAGACAGAACGACAAACGUGAUGCAGCGAACUGUAGACCAUCUUCAGAUUCUGCUGAUCGGUAAAACCGGUUCUGGAGUGAGCGCUUCUGGAAACACUAUCCUGGGUGAAGAUGUGUUUCAGUCCGGGCGGAGUCUGACCUCCAUCACUGACAGAUGCCGAAAACACACGGCUGAAGUGUCAAACAGAAGAGUCACAGUAACUGACACUCCAGCUUUCUUCAGUACAGCAAACAUUGAUCUGAAUGUGGAGUUAAAGAGAGGACUGAACCUGUGCUCUCCAGGAAUCCACGCGAUCCUUCUGGUUUUCCCUUUACACACUUUCACUCAGCAAGAUGCAGAUACCGUGCUCUUAUUCAAGCAGAUGUUUGGUGAAAACGCCAUGAAACACACAUUAGUCCUGUUCACACAUGGAGACGAGCUUCAACACAAAUCAGCCGAUCAACUCAUUAGACGUAACGCAGAGCUGUCCAAACUAACAGAGGAGUGCGGAGGGAGAUUUCACUUACUGAACAACAAAGAUCUGAACGACAGAGAGCAGGUCACCAAACUCUUGGUGAAGAUCCAACGAAUGGUGUCUGAAAAUGAGAACAGCUGCUACACUUUACAAAUGUUUGAGACUCAAUCACUCAAAGUAUUUCUGCAGAGAUUUACAAAGCCACAGUAUCUGUAUGCAGUCAGUGCAGUCAUUGUGUUUGCACUGGGCUGUGUGAAUAUGAGGAAUGAAGGUUUAUUCGAUGUUAAAACAUUUCUGUAUGGUUGUGCUGGAGGUGUGUUAUCAGCAGUGACAGGAGCUGCUUCAGGAGCCGUUUGCACACAGAUGUACAACAAUCAGAGAUGGAGGAUCAGGAGAUUCACUGAAGAUCAUCUGAAACAUGUCAGACUGUGGGGAAUCAUGUGUGGUUGUGCGGCUGGGAUGAUCACGGGGGGUUUUGUGGGUCCAGCAGGUUCAUCAGCUACAUUACUGAGAGGAACACUGGGCGGUGUUGGAGUUCCA